Plectropomus leopardus (leopard coralgrouper) is the source of this 431-nucleotide messenger RNA. The record is from RefSeq and is a predicted model, not a curated record. Lineage: Eukaryota; Metazoa; Chordata; Actinopteri; Perciformes; Serranidae.
AUUGGAAACAUUGCCGCCUCUGUCCCUGUGGAGGACUUUACAAUACACGGAGGUUUGAGUCGCAUCCUAAAGGGUCGAGCAAACAUGGUGAGUCAGCGGGUGUGUGACUGGGCUCUCGGGGAAUAUAUGGCCUUCGGCUCGCUGCUCAAAGAGGGGAUCCACGUACGCCUCAGCGGACAGGAUGUGGAGAGAGGCACGUUCAGCCAUCGACACCACGUUCUCCACGACCAGAACGUUGAUAAGCGGAUCUGCAUCCCGAUGAACUUCGUUUCCCCCGAUCAGGCGCCGUACACCGUCUGCAACAGCUCGCUGUCCGAGUACGGUGUGCUGGGGUUUGAGUUGGGUUUCGCCAUGGCCAGUCCCAACGCGCUGGUGCUGUGGGAGGCCCAGUUCGGAGACUUUCACAACACGGCUCAGUGCAUCAUCGACCA